AUGGCUGUGUCAGAGGAGCAGCAGGUGGCAGUUAAGGUUCAGAGAGCUGGCCUACCAGGAAACAAAACCCUGAUGGGUGAAUCUCGGAUAGCCUCGGGGACUGUGUACACUGCCCCUCACCCUGCUGGCCCUCUGCACACAGCUCAGGGUUCGCUGGAUCUGGUGGCCUCACGGACUGCGCAGUCUGUACUGGCAUCCCAACAGCUCUUCCUUUGCAGGAAGAACCUCAUAAAUAGUCUUGAUUCCUCAGACAUGGAUGCCGACUCUCCUCCAGCUCCUCAAAAGAAGACCAUGAGACAUGAAAGUUUUCACAGAUUCUCCAAGUUGCUUCUCACCUCAAUCAUAAUACUUUUACUGCUAUUGAAAAUGUUAUUCUCAAUUGCUCUGAUCACUUUGUUUAAAAAACAUUCUCCACUUCUUGAUGAAAAAGCAAUUACAAGAGAUCUGAAUUACACUGACUUGGAGUGUACAAAACAGCAUUCACUCUCGAAAGACAAAGUCUGGAGCUGUUGCCCAAAGGACUGGAAGCCAUUUAGUUCCCACUGCUACUUCACUUCGAAUGACACGGCAUCUUGGGAAGAGAGUGAGGAGAAGUGCUCCAGCAUGGGUGCUCAUCUGAUGGUGAUCCACAGCCAGGAAGAGCAGGAUUUCAUCACCAAGAUCCUGGAUCCUAAAGCUGCUUAUUAUAUUGGGCUUUCGGAUCCUGGUCACCGACAGUGGCGAUGGGUUGAUCAGACACCAUACAAUGAAAGUGCCACGUUCUGGCACCCGGGUGAGCCCAACAACGACAAGAACAACGAAGAAUGUGUUGUAAUACGUCAUCUAUCUUCCAAAUGGGACUGGAAUGACAUCCCUUGCAAUUGUAUGAGGAAGUCAGUUUGUCAGAUGAAGAAAAUAUAUUUAUGA
This is a messenger RNA of Peromyscus californicus insignis, 906 nucleotides long. RefSeq names its product C-type lectin domain family 4 member A-like. The record is from RefSeq and is a predicted model, not a curated record. The transcript is spliced from 8 exons. Lineage: Eukaryota; Metazoa; Chordata; Mammalia; Rodentia; Cricetidae. The coding region runs from base 1 to 906 and encodes 301 amino acids.